AUGGCUGAUAAACUAGAAGGCGUGGAUUUAUUGAAGACCCCACUACACGGAAUUUACAUUCCUGUUGCAUUGUGUAUUUUUGGUAUUACAAUUUUGAACUAUGAUUAUUUACCAUAUGUGGUAGGAUUGCUUGCACUUUAUAUAUCGUUCAAUAUUAUUCGGGUCAAACUGAAACGUCCUGUACUAUCAUCAACAAAGUUUCAAGAUUACGAAUUGAUUGAUAAGACAAUCAUCUCCAAGAAUUCAGCAAUUUAUAGGUUUAAAUUAUACAACGAAUAUGAUCAAUUGAAUAUUCCUGUUGGUCACCAUCUUGCUUGUAAAGUCGAAAUUGACGGAAAGGAUGAAAUUAGAUAUUAUACACCAAUUUCAAAUCAAUUGGAUGAAGGAUUUUUUGACAUUAUAGUCAAGUCUUACAAAGAUGGCAAGGUUUCGAAAUAUUUUGCAACUUUAUCACCGGGUGAUAAAGUUCUAUUCAAGGGACCUGUUGGCAGAAUGUCGUAUAGGACGAAUAUGGCCAAAAAGAUAAUCAUGAUUGCUGGCGGUUCUGGUAUUACACCAAUGUUGUCCGUUCUAGGUUCGAUCGUUACAACGCCUGAGGAUACAACUGAAGUUAAAUUGCUAUUUGCAAACGAAACAGAGAAUGAUAUUUUGUUGAAGGAGGAGUUGGAUGUUUACCUUGAAGAGUAUCCAAAUUUCGAUUUGAGGUACUUCGUUAAACAUCCAUCUCCUUCCUGGAAUGGCUACACUGGUUGGAUCACAAAGGAUGUUCUUAAGAAGGAGUUACCUGAACCAAAUGACGAUACCAAAAUAUUUAUCUGCGGCCCAAUGGAUAUGAAGAAACAAAUGUUACACGAUUUAGAAGAACUAGGAUGGAGCAAAGGUGUUUUGCAAUCCAAACAAGAUGACCAAGUCUUUUGUUUUUAA
Molecule: messenger RNA, 924 nt
Organism: Pichia kudriavzevii
Lineage: Eukaryota; Fungi; Ascomycota; Pichiomycetes; Pichiales; Pichiaceae
Exons: 1
Coding region: 1-924 (307 amino acids)
Cellular component (GO): plasma membrane; endoplasmic reticulum
Molecular function (GO): oxidoreductase activity
Source: RefSeq, a predicted model, not a curated record